Molecule: messenger RNA, 2470 nt
Organism: Asterias rubens (European starfish)
Lineage: Eukaryota; Metazoa; Echinodermata; Asteroidea; Forcipulatida; Asteriidae
Product: F-BAR and double SH3 domains protein 2-like
Biological process (GO): neuromuscular synaptic transmission; regulation of actin filament polymerization
Cellular component (GO): recycling endosome; neuromuscular junction
Molecular function (GO): protein binding
Source: RefSeq, a predicted model, not a curated record
GUCACAAGAGAGUACCAUUUAGAACGAUUCCUACAGAAGUGUCCGGUAUUCACUACCACUCUUCAGUAUCACUAUGAACCCAUAGAAACGGACCAGGUGCUGAAAAUGGACCCAGUAUCCAUUCCCAUCCUACAACCUCCAGCGUUGCCAAAGGAAAGAACAAAUCUACUCAAAACUUCUGUUCGUCGUCAAGAAAGACAGACAAAAAUGAUAUCUAGUAUGGUGAUCGACCAGAAGGAGGCCUUAUACUUGGACAGAGAAGCCAGGAGAUGGGCAACUCAAGUAGCCAGGGAAGCUAAGAAGAUUUCUGAGAAUGAGCUGGUGUUACAAGGACUACAAACUCACAUGGCUCAACUAAAGGGUUCAGACACCUCAUCCGAUAGUGGCUUCGGUCAAGAGAAAGACACUGAGCAGAAGUAUGAGACACUCAGGGAAACCUUACGCCGGGCAGAGACUACUAAACUUAAGGCAGAGUCCAAACUCAAUAUGCUCAGGAAUUCUGGCAUUAACGUUGAUCAGUGGUUGGACAGCGCAUACGAGGCAAUAGCCAAGGAGGCUGCAGAGAUGGAAGCUCAACUCAAACUACAGCAAGCAACAAAAGCAAAUGAAGAGGUGGUUGUGAACCAUCGUGCAAUGAAUAGCUUUGAUUCAUUUGAUGAUACAUUUGAUACAACAGUAAAUGAGGAAGUGGCCCCAUCACCUCAAUUAUCAGUCGUCCCAUCACGUUCUGUUAGGGCAGCCUCUCUCUAUGAUUAUCAAGCACAACGGGAUGAUGAGUUAACCAUACAGGAACAUGAAUAUCUGGAGAUUAUUGAAGAGUCAGAAGGAGACGGCUGGGUUAAGGCCAAGAAUGAUGUCGGUCAGACGGGUUACAUCCCCGAAGCCUAUGUUCAGGUAGAGCGUCAACACGUCUCUAGACAGCUCUCGGUCUCAUCGGACAGCAGUCACACCUCACCACGACUCACCAAGUCUGGAUUGCCCUACUCCUCCUCUGCCUCACUGACGGACUACGAGGUCCAGGCAGCAAUGUCUGCUGAAGCUAUGAAUCAUUCUGGGCAAAUAGUGGUUUGCUUUGCAAGGGCUCUUUAUGACUACCAGGGAAGCAGUGAAGAGGAGCUGUCUUUCUCCGAAGGCUGCAUCAUCAAGGUCUUGACGAGAGACGACGAAGGAGACGGAUUCUGGGAGGGGGAACUCAAUGGGCGCCAGGGUGCCUUCCCAUCCCUCCUAGUAGAAGAGCUCGGAUGCCCAUCGGUAAAUGAGAUUGUCACCCCCGAGGCAAAAUUGAAACACAGAAAGAGCCAGCCGCCACAGGUGUUUAUAUUUCCUGAGGAGAUUGAAGACUCAGGAGAUGAACCCUCCUCGCUACCCCCAGCCUUACCCCCUCCACCCCUACCGGACUCCCUACCUGUCUGGUCGUUGUAUAGUGAGGUAGAGAGAAGACGGCCUGCUUCUGCAAACAUACCCGAUUCUCCUACAACGAACCAGUUUUAUACAAGAUCUGCUCCACAAAGUCCAACCGCAAUGGGGCUUAAACCUGCGAGGGCUGCCCCUGCCCCUCCGGGCAAGCUGAAGAAGAGACUCUUUGAGCAGCAAGAGCAUCCAACACCAGAGACAAGAUACAGUGAUGAAGGGCCCGUCACCAUGGUAUGAGAAGCAGCUCAAGAAACAAAGAUGGCGCCGUUUAACACAGUGUACUUAAACACAGUUCAAGACUAUAGCAGUUUCUGGUACAGCUACCUUUAACUACAACUAGAUGAUAACUUCAACCAUUGGCACUUCUGAUGACUUGUAAUCCUAAACCAGAGACAAGAUACAGUGAUGAAGAACCUCUAACCAUGGUAUGAGAAACAGCUCAAGAAACAAAGAUGGCGUUGUUAAACACAGUGUACUUAAACAUCUGCAGCUUCAAGACGGUCCACUAUAGACCUUUAUCAUGCUGUGGCCAUCUUGAAGUUCUCCCAUAAAUUCAAUGUAACCAAACCGAGGCUGUGAGAACAAAAUAGUCUGGUUCCUAAUUGCAAAACUAUUAUUAGCAUUCAUUAUUGUUAUUUGAUACGUGGAACAUGACCAAGAUGGAGACAGUAUGAUACAGGUCUAUCGCAUGUUCUGAUGCAGCUACUUUUGACUACAACUAGAUGAUAACUUUAACCAUUGCCACUACUGAUGACUUCUAAUUGAUGUCCAGUUCACACAACGCCAGGAGAUCUGAAGAAUCAAGUCUCAAUAAAAACAGGUUGGAUUCAAGGUGGAUUGUCUUCUGGGCAAUGAGGAGACCAGCUUGUCAUUUAGUGUUGGUUUCAUCAAACAGGAAAGGUUUGUCUCUGUGUCAUGUCAGACAUUAAUAAUGGGUGCAUUCGAUUAGGUUCCCCGAGUUAACCCCGAUCUGCCCCCAGUACGUUCAAAUAGCUUUGACGUCAUUCCAGCGGCUCAUCUGGGUCAGCCCCAAGUGCCCUGCCUGUAGAGUGGGUUA